AAACACCAGAUAACCCAUCCAACAAGAUGUCCACCCGCGAACACUCCUCUCACCGACAUCCACGCUCCCACCAAAGAAGCGACUCUCGCACUCGCUCCCGCUCCCCAGACAAACACAGACGUCACCACCGCGAUCGCGAUCGCGACCAUCGUCACCAUCACAGAAGCCACAAACAUGACCGUCACGAACGCCGCCCAGAACCAUCGACGAAACCAGUCGUCCUCCCCUUUCAAGCACGAGAGCUCUCCAAGCGCGACCUCUCUACCUACGAACCCAUGUUCGCCAUGUACCUGGAUAUCCAGAAGGGGAUUCUCCUAGAAGAUCUCAGCGAAGACGAAGUCAAGGGAAGAUGGAAGAGCUUCAUCAACAAAUGGAACCGUGGAGAACUCGCGGAAGGAUGGUACGAUCCGAGUACCCUUGAGAAAGCGCGCCGUAGUGCCCAAGACGAACCCAUUAUGUCUGCUUCCGGGCGGCACCGUCAAUCCCCGGACUACGGCCGGGGUCAGGAUGAAAGGGUGGACCGGGAGGUGGAGGAUAAUCCCGACGAGGACGAGGAUGAUUAUGGGCCUGUUCUUCCGAAAUAUGGCCAGAUAGAUCGAUAUGAAGGUGGUCGUGCGGGACAGUCGUCCGGUCCGACUAUUCCUACGAUGCAGGAUCUGGAGCUGCGGAAAGAAUCGGCGAUUGAGGAUGCUAUUGCGGCGCGAGAGGACUCGCGGACACAGCAUCGUGCUGAGGUGCGCUCACAUCGGUCUGAGUUACGACAUAUGGAAGAUGAGGUUGCGCCGCGGGCGGAACCGGGGACUCAUGAGCGGAAGAUGGAGAAACGUCGGGAGGCUGCUGCUGCGAAUCGAGCCUUUGCUGAGUCCCGACGGGGUGCUUCUCCUGAUGGAGCCCCGGAAGAUGAACUGAUGGGCUCCGCGGACAAUGAUCUGGAUGCCAUCAAGAGAGCUAGGGCGACAGAGCAGCGAAAGAAGAACGAGCGGGAAAUCCGGAGGGAAGAAAUACUCCGUGCACGCGCUGCGGAGCGAGAGGAAAGAUUGCAGCAAUAUCGCCAGAAGGAGGAUGAAACAAUUGGAUGGCUUAAGACGCUGGCAAAGCAGCGGUUUGGGUGAUAAUCUGAGUUUCUUUCUGCGGCUCAAAUUUCUAUUGUACAGAAGGAUGUUCUUUGUCAUCAUAUCUACUGCCGUGCGUCAUGACAGUUCACCUAGAAUCAAACAUAUAUUCAGCACAAAUUACAGUGGUACACUUUUACUAUAUUGCCAGCAAGUCUUGCCUUGAAUCCUGCGCGGGAACGGAACGGAACCUUGCAUUUAUGCAGCAGUACUAAUACAUGAGUACAGUACUAUGUUCUCAGGACAGGGAAUGCUCUGCAGGCCAAUAGUUCUGGAAUGUGUCUCGAGGUUAUUCGCGCUUAUGGAUUACAUCGAACAUGAUUUUUAAAUAUUAAUGAAGGCAGCGACACUAUUUCAACCUACAUUGCCUGUCUCUGUCCUCAUUUCAUGCUGCAUCAGUACAC
Molecule: messenger RNA, 1516 nt
Organism: Aspergillus caelatus
Lineage: Eukaryota; Fungi; Ascomycota; Eurotiomycetes; Eurotiales; Aspergillaceae
Exons: 3
Coding region: 27-1112 (361 amino acids)
Source: RefSeq, a predicted model, not a curated record